AUUUCAGUUCGAGUCUCUUGCUUGUGCCGCUCGCUUGUAGAUUGUUUAUGAAGCGCUAGCGCAGUGUCCGCACCUCUCCGACAGUUCAAAUCACUGAACCACGAACAAAAACUAAAUUUCAAGUUUUUAUUUUCAGUUAUACCUAAGUGUAGUGUAGAUUACUUUUGUUUGUCAAUAUUAAAUCGAUAACGGGUCGGGAAAUACAACAUCAACAAAUUAUUCUAGCGGUUGCCUAAAUCCUUAAUCAUUUUACCUACCUACCUACGGUUGUGGAUCAGCAUUUUGUGUUUUAAAUUAAAAGAUCUAGAUGAACAUCUAUAACAAAGUGAUAUAAAUACAAAACUAGUACCUAGUUAUAAUUGGAUUUGGACUAGAAACAAUUUUAAGUGAUAUUGAUAUCCUUAAAACAUAAAGAUGCCGGCAGAAACAAAAUCUUCUCCAGCUGGAACUGAGACAGAAACACCUACAAAGAAAAAGUCAACAGCUGUUUCCACAUCAAAAGCUGCCCUGGCACGCGUGACUCUCCUUGAUGGUUCUAUUUUAGAUGUUACAAUUGAUCGUAAAGCCAGAGGACGAGAUUUGCUGAAUUCUAUUUGUGCGGGCUUAAACAUUCUGGAAAAAGAUUACUUUGGUUUGAUUUAUCAGAUUCCAACUGACGAUCGUGUUUGGUUAGAUCUAGAGAAACAGGUGGCUAAAUUCUUCCGAACUGAUCCAUGGGUGCUACAAUUUGCUGUGAAAUUCUAUCCUCCAGAGCCGGCUCAACUACAGGAGGAUAUAACUAGAUACCAACUUUGUCUUCAAAUUCGUAACGAUAUCUUGGAAGAACGAUUACCAUGUACAUUCGUUACUCAUGCCCUUUUGGGUUCGUAUCUCGUUCAAUCCGAAAUGGGAGACUACGAUCCAAAGGAAAUGCCAGACAGAGGUUAUUUAAAAGAUUUCAAAAUUGCACCAAAUCAGAAUUCUGAAUUGGAGCAAAAGGUCAUGGAUUUGCAUAAGACUCAUAAAGGACAAUCACCUGCUGAAGCAGAAUUGCAUUACUUAGAGAAUGCAAAAAAACUUGCAAUGUACGGGGUAGAUUUGCAUCCAGCUAAAGACUCUGAGGGUGUAGACAUCAUGUUAGGUGUUUGCGCAUCUGGAUUGCUUGUUUAUCGUGAUAAAUUGCGUAUCAAUCGUUUCGCUUGGCCGAAAAUUUUGAAAAUUUCUUACAAACGUCACAAUUUUUACAUCAAAAUCCGUCCUGGUGAUUUUGAGCAGUACGAGUCAACGAUUGGCUUUAAGUUAGCCAGUCAUAGUGCUGCUAAAAAAUUAUGGAAAUCCUGCGUUGAACACCAUACAUUCUUCCGUUUGAUGACACCAGAGCCACCAACUAAGUCAAGUCUUUUUCCAAGAUUCGGAUCUAAGUUCCGUUACUCUGGCCGAACCAUGUAUGAGACCAGAAAAAAUCCUGUAGAGCGUGCAGCUCCCAAGUUUGACCGGAGCUUAUCGGGCCGUCGGCUAACCAGCAAGAGCAUGGAUGCUUUAGCUUUAGCUGAAAAAGAACGUGAGAAAGAUGCUCAAAAGCGGCAUACUAUGGGUCACCCACCAGAUCACAUUCCAGAUUUAGAUCCACCUCGCAGCAGAAGUCCAUUGAAAAAAGAUAAAAAAGAAAAGUUGAAGCGUGAAUCAAGCACUGGUACAGCAUCUGCUUCAUCGCAGAGUUCAAUUGAAGGCGAUUACGAGACCGGUGCAGAUUACAUUGUCGACGAGCAGGCCCGUCCUGGCGAUUCCGAUAAAGAAAACAAAGACAAGAAAUCGAAGGAUGACAAGGAAAAACAAAGCGGCAAACCUAAUGAAGAAAUAAAUGGCAAUGAUGGUUUAAAUGGUUCAAACCACUCAGAAAAGUCUACCGGAAAAGGACGUGGACUUGGUCUCUUCUCUGGAGGCCGAAAAUCCCCGAAGGACAAAUCACCAAAAGAAAAAGAACAAUCACCUUCACCAACAAAAGAUUUAAAAGAUAAAUUCGGUAAAACAGGAAAAGAAAAAGUUGAAAAAGUAGGCGUGUUAGCCACCUCACCAGAUAAAACAAAUACAAAUACUAAUAAGGGUCAAUCGGGUUAUACUAGGCCUUAUGAAUAUUCGGAAGACGAUGCUGGUACAAGUCCAACACGAAAGUCGUACGUCCCUGGUGGAUUCCGUUACGACCAAGAUCCAAAUUCCAAUAAAGGCUAUGACGGCAGCGAACAGCUGUCACCUGGAUCACAACAGAAAAAGGUCGGAUUGGCUUUUAAUUAUGCUCCUGGCAACGCAGAGCAACUUAAAGAGCAUGCUCAAAAGUUGAAAAAGGGAGAAUUAUCGCCUAAGACUCGCGAUAAAUUGAACAAAGGCCAAUUAUCGCCGAAAACUAAAGAAAAGCUACUUAAAGAAGGAAAUUUGUCACCCAAGUCGAAAGCUAAAUUACUGGGCACAGCUGAAAAUGCUGCUCCCUUAACAGAUGCUCACGGUAGAUCUUACUCGCCAAAUGAAGGCAGAGGUGGUUAUACAUCUGGGGCUCCUGGUAGCUAUAAGCCAACCAUUGAUCCAACAGCUGCAUUUUUGGAUGCUGAACGUUAUGCCAAAGAAAAACCAAACUCUGGUUUAGAUAGAGUGGGAAAAUCUGUUGCCGGUUUACCAGUUAAAGAUGCCGCAAAGGCCAAGAAGAAGAGAGUUAAGAUAAUGGUCAUCACAUCCAAAUUCGACCCAUCGACUAAGAGAGUCGAUACCGAAAGCGGCCUAAUCGAACACUCAAGUGGUAUUUUAAAUCUAGAAACUGGUCGCAUCGAGUCCAAGUAUGGUUUAAUUGAUCCCAAAAAAGGUACUCUUGAAGCAUUGAAUACAAUGACAGGAAAAAAAGAAACAUACCAAGGUGAAGUCGAUCCCAAGACUGGUAAUUUGCAUCUUGUAAAAGGAGUUGCUGAUCCAAAGACUGGUCGCGUAGACGACUCCUUGGGUCAGGUCAUAUGUAUUACAGAACAGGAUAAUCCGGUUGUCGAGCUCACUGUGAUUACAAGUAGAAUCGACCCAAUAACGAAAAAAGUGGACACUGUUAAUGGCGAAGUCGAACGCUCUUUAGGCGUUUUGAAUUUAGAAACCGGUAUUUUGGACACAAAAUAUGGUGAAAUCAAUCCGAAGACAGGUGAAAUCAAAACAGUGGAUCCUAAAACACGAAAAGUUAUAUCUUCAAAGAAUGUCACAGUUGAUCCAAGUACUGGUCAAAUAACCAUUCUUGGAGUAACAGAUCCAAAGUCCGGAAAGAUUGAUACAAGUGUUGGGCGUUUGAUUGAAAUCGGCCAACAGAUUGACCCAGUUGUUGAAGUUACAUCUUUGUCUGGUAAAUAUGAUUCAAAGAAGGGCAUAAUUGAACCCAAAACCGCUGAAGUAGAAACAUCAGCAGGACAAUUUGAUCCUAAAGCUGGCAAAGUUGAUACGAAAUACGGUCAAAUCGAUCUUGUCAGACACACAAUUACAUGUCAUGAUCCAAAAACAGGAAAAUCAAGCGUUAAGGAUGUAAAAAUUGAUGCAACCACUGGUCAAAUUGUUCUUAAAAACCAAGUUAAUCCCAAAACUAACAAACUUGAUAAAGAUUAUGCUCGCAUCUUAUCAUUACGCAUAGUUCAGCAUCGUGUCGACCCAAAAACACAACAACCUAUUAAUGAUUUACGUGAUGAUAAAGAUGUCAUUAUUGAUCCCAAGACAAAUCAAAUUUGGGUUCCUACUGGUGUCAAGGAUCCGAAUACAAAUGAACUUCAAUAUGUAUCUAGUAGUGUUGACCCUAUAACUGGUUAUGUAAUCACAAUCUACGGCUACUUAGAUCCAAAGGCAAAUGAAAUUAAGCAACAAACAAAAUUAGACCCGAAUGUGAUUAAAAUUGAACCAAACACUGGGAAAAUAUUUACUGCUACUGGUGAGGUUGAUAUCGAAACCAGACAACCACUAUACGCUGCUACCCAAGUUGACCCAGAGAGUGGGGAAACUUAUACGAAAGUUGGGCGUAUUGAUCCAAAAACUGGAAAAAUUAUUAUUGUAAAAAUAUUUUUAAUCUCAAAGACAGACGAACGCGGCCGUCCAGAAGAGUUUGACCCUCAAUCGGUAGAAAUCGAUCCCAAAACGGGACGCAUUUUAAAAUUCUCCAAUAGAACUGUUUAUGUUUAUAAUAUGAUUGAUCCAAUAACUGGUGAAAUUAUUCAGGUUGAUCCAAAUGAUCCUCGCAUAGCUGGUGCUCGUACCACAGUCACUCACACCAUGACGCUUUCAGGAGAGAUUGAUCCAAUAACGGGACGCAUUAAGAGUGAAUACGGACAUAUUGAUCCUGAAACAGGCGAUAUCGAUCCAGAUACUGCUAUUAUGGAUCCAGUUACUGGAAAACUUAUUCUCAAUUAUGCACAAAUCGAUCCAACCCACUUUGGUAAGGACGUUGAAGUCAGUACUACUACGGAAUCCGUUCCAAUUACCCGUCAGCAGUUCUUUGAUGGUAUCAAGCAUAUGGGUAAGAAUGCUUUGCGCCGGGACUCUGAAGCUAGCAGUGAUGACGAUAUGACGAAGCAAUAUGAGUCAGAGAAUAUUAAAGAGAUGCAAUCAGGAACACCAAAAUCUGGAGGUGGAAAAUUGGGAAAAUAUGUAAGCACACCAACAGUAGUUAAGACAACGACAAAACAAGUGCUUACUAAGAAUGAAGAUGGCGUCACGCAUAAUGUUGAGGAAGAAGUUAGAAAUUUAGGCACUGGCGAAGUAACGUUCUCGACGCAGGAACAUAAGGCCGAACCUCCAAGAGAUGAUUCAAGUGGUGCUUAUGUAACAGCCACCGCUGUUACUACUCGAACUGCCACCACCCACGAAGACCUGGGUAAGAAAGCGAAAACCGAACAACUCGAAGAAAAAACUGUAGCCACUACCCGCACUCACGAUCCAAACAAACAAGAACAGCGAGUUGUAACACAGGAGGUUAAGACAACUGCAACAGUAACAAGUGGUGACCAGUUUCAAAGAAGAGACAGUAUUUCAUCGGCAAGCUCUGGCGAUUCAGGUACUCCAAUUGAUGGGCCGUAUGGCUCUGUGGUAAAGUCGAUAGCUUAUCAGCAAUCUCCAACAAGCACGGGACCACAUGUUGAACAGACCAGAGUUAUUCUGGGUGAGGAAACACCCGGAUAUUCUGGCCAUGGAGAAAUUGUUUCCUCACAAACAGUUAGUAGCAAAACGAGAACUGUAGAAACUAUAACUUAUAAAACCGAACGAGAUGGAAUUGUCGAAACAAGAGUAGAACAAAAGAUAACAAUUCAAUCAGAUGGCGAUCCGAUAGAUCAUGACAAAGCAUUGGCUGAGGCAAUUCAGGAAGCCACAGCUAUGAAUCCAGACAUGACAGUCGAGAAAAUCGAAAUCCAACAGCAAACACAAUAAAAUACCACAUACCUACCAAUUAAAAACAAAACAAAACAAACUAUUUCUGAAUGAACUUUUUAGAAAACUCUAAUUUAAAAAUUUAUUUUUUAUUAUUAUUUUAAAGUUAUACAAAUUUAUCUUGCAUAUAUAUUAAGCGUUUUAUCAAAAUAGUUUUUAAAUAAAUCAUACUUUAUAUAUUUACAAUAAAAUCUUAAUAAAAAACACAUUUUGAAUAAAUAAAGGAUAACUCAGGACACACACAGCAGCAGCAGUUAUUAAAAAAAUUAAUAAAAUAUAAUUGAAUCAAUCAAAAAAUAAAAUAUAUAUACUGCGUUUAAAGUAAAAAUUAUUAAACAAAAUUUAUGGUUACACACAUUAAAACAAGUUCAAAUAAAUACGUCCUACCUAUACACACUCCCCCACCACUGAUACACAUUCUUUAUUAUUUAUCAUAUAUUAAUAUUAUCAUAAAGUUAAUACAUUUUUAGUGCUCAGACUUUAACAAAAAUAAAAUUGUGAAUGUACAUAAUAUAAAACUUUUAUCAGUAAAUCCUAAGUGUUUAACGCUCAUAGAAUAUUUAUUCACUUCAAUGUAAAGGAAUAACAAUAUACCCCCACAAAAACAAUAAACAUUUGGUACAACCAACAACAACUUGCAUGUAUGAAGUUAAGAAGAACAAUGUCUUAUAAAUAAUAACAUGGAAAACUCCUCAUUGAAGGAUAUUCAAAAAUAAACGCAAUGUGCAAUAUUUCAAUGAAAAUUAAACUUUACCAUUUACACAUUUACAUAUACGUAUGUACGUGUUGAGUUUCCAAAAUCAUAGCUAAGAGUUUCAUUACCUAAUAAAACUAAACUUUUAUAAACCAAGUUUCAAUAAAUAUAAAGUUUUAUAUGUGCCUGAACUUAUGUAUGUAUGUUGUAGCACGAAACAUAAAUAUGAAAAUUCUAAACAUAGGAGUUUUAAUUGUUAUUUAAAUUCUUCAGUACAUAAUUUUGAUGAGGUUUGAAAAACGUAAGGAUAUUUUUAGUUUAAUUUUUUGUUAUAAAUUUAUGUUCUGCUAUCCAUUUUAUGAUUAUAGAUUUAUAUCGAUAAAAUAUGACCAAGAUAAUUUGAGAUGCAUACUAUUUUUAAGAAAAAAGUUUCCUUUUUUAAAUACUAAACAUUACAUGUAGAUUCUUAGCUUUUGUACUGAAGUAUCUAUAUAUUAAGUGGUUCUGAAAUCAAUUUGAAGUACAAUAUUUAGGGAGACUUGCAUGGUAUGCUCUAAGAAACUGUUAACAUGAAAAAUCUUACUUGUGGUCUGAUAAUUAGGCAAUCCCCUUUUUCAAGACAGAAAAAGUUGCGUUUUGUAUUUCAAGUUCGACUCAACCUCCAAUUCAAGACCAAAUACUUGUGGAAGCUUUUACUCCUCUAUUGAGCAUUUCUUUGUAAUUUUUAAAAUCUUAAAUCACAAACGAAGAUACAAUAAGGACUUAAAAUACUUACAACAUACAAAAAGAUGAAAGGUAAUAAAUUUACUUAAUCAGAGUUCAUUCCAUAGUUAGUUAUGAUUUUGUUUACAUUCGUAAAAUUGAUUUGUUUUCAUUGGCUUUCAAAGCUCCAGUUACUGAUAUUUCAUUUUUUAGUUGUUUGAAAUAAACAUACAGUACUUUUUAUUUAUGUUUUAUAGACCGUAAUAUUGUUUGUAUCUCUGACACAUUCCAAUCUUAUUUAUUCUUUUCUUGUUAAUUGCAAUGCGAUAUAUUUAUUAAUAUAUUUUGUCUUGUUUUAGUUUGCCUUUAAUAUAUUUUAUUGUAUAUUUGCUAUGUUGGAUUUCAAAUCAUAUUACAUUUUAUGGUAGUUAUAACAAAAAUAAUAUUAUUACAUUAUAACAGUUAUUAUAAAAACAGCAUUUAAAAAUUAUUUAUGAUGAUUAUACAUAAAUUUGUACGUGUCUCUCAAAUAAUAUUUUCGAUACUAACAAUAAAAUUGUAUUAACAAAAAUUAAGCUAUUUUGGCAUUUAAAAAUAGAAUAACAAACAAUAACUACAUGUGCUAGCUUUUAGAUUUUUCACAAUUGCAAAGCAAUGAUUUCUUUUGUAUUAAAAACUAAUAUCUAAUUAUCAUAAACAAAUAAUAAUUUGCAUUACA
Messenger RNA from Eupeodes corollae, 7523 nucleotides. It is a transcript of the gene cora, whose product is annotated as protein 4.1 homolog. Gene Ontology annotation, cellular component: plasma membrane; cytoskeleton. The transcript has 17 exons. The record is from RefSeq and is a predicted model, not a curated record. Bases 415 to 5409 code for a protein of 1664 amino acids. Gene Ontology annotation, molecular function: structural molecule activity; actin binding. NCBI's taxonomy places the organism in Eukaryota, Metazoa, Arthropoda, Insecta, Diptera, Syrphidae.